This is a messenger RNA of Juglans microcarpa x Juglans regia, 2016 nucleotides long. Its product is annotated as aspartate carbamoyltransferase 2, chloroplastic. Gene Ontology annotation, biological process: 'de novo' pyrimidine nucleobase biosynthetic process; amino acid metabolic process. Lineage: Eukaryota; Viridiplantae; Streptophyta; Magnoliopsida; Fagales; Juglandaceae. The transcript has 6 exons. The record is from RefSeq and is a predicted model, not a curated record. The coding region runs from base 636 to 1832 and encodes 398 amino acids. Gene Ontology annotation, molecular function: aspartate carbamoyltransferase activity; amino acid binding.
AACACACCCCGCGUCUCUCUCUCUCUCGCUAUCUUACUCUCUCCGCUCGUCCCUCUCUCUUCCAGUAGCUCUCUCUGUCCGUCCGUCCGUCCGUCCCGCUCUCUCAUUCUGUGAGUUUCUGCUGCCCAAGCUCAACGCUAUGCUCCCUUCAUUUCCUCGACGUCCGACCACGAGUCCACGCCUAGAACCUCUACGAGCUUCUCUCCCUCCCUCAGCCUCUUUCUCUCUCUCAGUCGUUCACCUCUCUCUCUAAAACUCUCAGCGGUCGCUCACCACUGGGCUACCGCCAACAGCGCCUCCCACUGUGGCUCGCCACUCAACCCUCUUCAGCCUUGCCCACGCCAAAGACGUCACGAAAACACCCCACACCUCACGCCACACCCGCCCGUCGUGCACUGUCCCGUGUUUCCUCCCUCUGUCGCUCGCUAUCUCAUCUCUGCAUCCUAGCCGCGCCAAUCCCCCCCCCCCCCCCCUCCACAACGGGCCGCCGUAUUGCACAGCCCCCGUUCGAAGUGCCACCAACGAAUCUGACGUAGCAGCCCCAUCGCAUCGUUGCCGUGAACAAACCGCCGGGCUUGGUUCUAAAGUUCUUGAAAACCCGGACCUAAUACUUUAGACUGACUCUGUGAAGUGGAAUGGCUAUUUCAUCUUCGUUUUUCGCAUGUUCAUUGCAGGGGAGCGUGGCUGCUCCUAAAACAUUAAAUUGCUACAAAGAGCUUUCGUGCAAUCCUUCAAAUCUUUUCUUCAAGCAAUCAGGAUGCAUCAAGUCAAUGUAUCAGUCACAUUCGAGGUUAUUACCCCAUAGUAUACUAUCAAAAUGGGAACAAACUGACCGAUUCGACAGAAUCCAGCGCCAUUCAUUGGAAGUUGAGACUGCACCUUCUUUUACCAUGGGGAAGAAAUUUCAACUUGAUGAUAUAAUUGAAGCCCAACAAUUUAAUAGGGAUAUUCUCAGUGCUAUAUUUGAAGUUGCGAAUGACAUGGAGAAGAUAGAAAAUAAUUAUCCCGGAAGCCAAAUCCUUAAGGGUUAUCUUAUGGCUACUCUCUUUUACGAGCCAUCCACUAGGACUAGGCUUUCAUUUGAGUCUGCCAUGAAACGGUUAGGUGGGGAAGUUUUGACAACAGAAAAUGCACGGGAGUUUUCAUCAGCAGCUAAAGGUGAAACACUUGAAGAUACUAUAAGGACAGUUGAGGGUUAUUCUGAUAUAAUUGUGAUGCGGCACUUUGAAAGUGGUGCUGCCAGAAGAGCAGCAGCUAUAGCUGGAAUUCCUAUUAUUAAUGCUGGCGAUGGUCCUGGGCAACAUCCUACACAGGCUCUUUUGGAUGUCUAUACCAUUGAAAGAGAGGUAGGAAAACUAGAUGGCAUCAAAGUUGCGCUAGUGGGUGACCUUGCCAAUGGAAGGACCGUCCGCUCACUUGCUUACUUGCUUGCCAAGUACCAAGAUGUGAGGAUUUACUUUGUCUCUCCCGAUGUGGUAAAAAUGAAGGAUGAUAUAAAAGCCUACUUGACAUCUCAGGGAGUGGAGUGGGAAGAAAGCUCUGAUUUAAUGGAAGUGGCUUCUGAGUGUGAUGUAGUGUAUCAAACUCGUAUUCAGAAAGAAAGGUUUGGAGAGAGACUCGACCUCUAUGAAGAAGCUCGAGGCAAGUACAUCCUAGAUCAGGCUGUCUUGGAUGUUAUGCAGAAGCAUGCUGUGGUCAUGCAUCCUCUCCCCAGGCUUGAUGAGAUUACUGUGGAAGUUGAUAGGGAUCCAAGGGCUGCUUAUUUUAGACAAGCAAAGAAUGGUCUCUAUAUUCGGAUGGCGCUCUUGAAACUCUUACUUCUUGGGUGGUAAAGAUGCCUUCACAUACAUUCUCGAAUUCUGACUCGAAAAGCUUGGGUUUCAUGGUUUAAUUUUGUUUGAGGAUUAAAAGAAAUUAAAUGAUCAUGUUCGAACGAGUUAUGAUUGCCGAAGCUGCGAGGAUUAAUUGGGUUUGGACGAGUGAACUUGAGGAAGGUUUUUCCUGUUUCUGAGGUUU